AUGGCAGCACCUCUUGGCCCUCUGUCUGAUCCAGGGGCAGAAAUCAGCCUCCUGGAAAUCAACCAGGAGCUUCAAUCCCAGCUGGAAAAAAGCCAGCAGGACUUCCGAGACCUCAAGGAGAAAUUCCUGAUAUCCGAAGCUACUGCCUACUUCCUGGCCAACCAGCUGCAGAAAUACAAGUGUGAAGAGUCCACCGACAUCAUCGAAUCCGUGCUGGGGGAGAAGGUGCGGUUUGAGAAGGGGAAGCGGGCAGACACGGUGGCUGAGAACCUCAGCAUGGAGCAGCAGGAAGUGGAAAAGAAGGAAAUCCUACAGGACAAAGUGGAUGAGUGUGUUUUGACUCCUUCAACUCUGCAAGAAGGUAGUGAGAGCGACCAGUCCUACAGUGAUGGCGAAUUCCCAUUAGAUGAACAGGAAUUCGGCUCUGCUCUGGAUUUAGCCUGUGAAUGCUCCCACACCCAAGGGGAUGGAACUCGGUGUGGUCCCUCAGAAAACCGAAUUGAUCAGGAGGGGCUGAAAGGACAAGAGUCAGCUGCCCCCAGGAGCACCGCCAUCUUCCUACCUGAGGAACUGGAAGUCUGUUCCUCUCUGGAAGCGACCAGUGAGUACUCCAUUGUCCAGGUGAUCAAGCUCCACCUGGACACCCACAAAGAUCUCCUCUUCUUUGUUGGCUUGUCUUCCUAA
Mirounga angustirostris (Northern elephant seal) is the source of this 684-nucleotide messenger RNA. RefSeq names its product putative neuroblastoma breakpoint family member 5. Bases 1 to 684 code for a protein of 227 amino acids. Lineage: Eukaryota; Metazoa; Chordata; Mammalia; Carnivora; Phocidae. The record is from RefSeq and is a predicted model, not a curated record. The transcript is spliced from 6 exons.